Messenger RNA from Penicillium nucicola, 495 nucleotides. RefSeq lists its product as uncharacterized. Lineage: Eukaryota; Fungi; Ascomycota; Eurotiomycetes; Eurotiales; Aspergillaceae. Bases 1 to 495 code for a protein of 164 amino acids. The record is from RefSeq and is a predicted model, not a curated record. The transcript is spliced from 2 exons.
AUGAAUGCAAAAGGUGCCAACCUUGAAAUCCAAGUGAAAAUGUCUAAGCCGACGCUUGAGGGUCUCCCAACCGAGCUACUGAUUCUCAUCUUGCUGGAGAUAUCCGACCAGUCUUCUCUCAAAUCCAUCGUGCUAUCAUCCUCCACACUGCACCAAGCGUACCUUACUGCGCGACCAGAAGUCCUUCUCCGCAUCCUGCACAGGCAGUAUGGACCAUUUCUGGGAGAAGCAGUGGUGGCCGUGCGAUCACGGGGUCUUUGUUUCGCCUCCCACGAGCAAGAAGCGAUCACUUUAUUGGACACUUGGCGACGCAGUGGAGAACUUACUGAACUGGCAUUGCCAACAACAAAACAAUUACAUAACCUCGACGGGUUAGAAGAGAUGUUCAGCCUGUUUCGGUUCCAUAAACAGCUCAAAUUCUUUCUAGAAGAUUUGACAAGCAAGGCACUGCGUCCUCCGUGGUUGGCACAAGAUGACUGGGACACUUCCAUCUAG